GGCCUUGAUCGCUUACGAAAAGGGCGAUGCGGCCUACAAGAAGUUGGGCAAGCGCAACCCUACGCUCCACUUCAACCGGGGUAUGGCCGCAAAAUACGUCGAGGACUACGACCUGGCAUCGAGAUCCUUGGCCACGGCGCACGAGAUUGGUGCAGCAGGUGCUGCAGAGGAGCGCAGGAAG
Molecule: messenger RNA, 181 nt
Organism: Symbiodinium necroappetens
Lineage: Eukaryota; Dinophyceae; Suessiales; Symbiodiniaceae
Source: the annotation of a GenBank genome assembly